This is a messenger RNA of Notodromas monacha, 858 nucleotides long. The record is from the annotation of a GenBank genome assembly. NCBI's taxonomy places the organism in Eukaryota, Metazoa, Arthropoda, Ostracoda, Podocopida, Cyprididae.
CUUCUCGUGUUGAUUAUAGUCUCAUGACGAAAGUCACCACAUCUCAAGAUUUUGGAGCAGAGACCUCGAAUGUUCGACCGGAUCACGCGCGCAGGAAAUUCCGUUCAUUUCUCAUCAAGUGUAUUUUGAUCAUCCCGUGUCAUUUUCGAAGUCUUCCCAUCGACAGACUUUGAAAUCGGAACGUUAUUCUGAAUUAUAAAAAUGGGGGUGGAUUUCUACUAUAUGCCCUUGAGCCCCCCGUGUCGAAGUGCUCUUUUGGCUGCGAAAGCCUUCGGCAUCAAAUUGGACUGCAAGCUUUUAAACCUAAUGGCUGGGGAACACAUGAAACCGGAUUUCUUGGCAAUUAAUCCUCAACACCAUAUACCGACGAUAAACGACAACGGAUUCAUUUUGUGGGAAAGCCGAGCAAUCAUUCAAUAUUUCGCCAAUUCGAGCCCGAAUGGUGAACACUUGUACCCUAAGGAACCCGGAAAAAGGGCUCUGGUAGAUCAAAGGAUGUACUUCGACCUUGGAACCCUGUACGAGAGAUUCUACCAAUUCGCGAUUCCAUUUAUGUUCGGACGGGAACCAGCUCUGAAUCCAGAAAAGAAGGCCAAAGUUGAAGAGGCUUUGAGUUUGCUAGACGGGUUCAUUGAAAAAUCAGGAGGAUGGGUUGCAGGUGAUAAAAUGACCAUCGCCGAUUUCGCCUGCGUGGCUUCCGUUGCUACAAUCGAGGUUUGUUCGAGAACUUCCUUCCUGUUCCGUGGAAAAAGAAAUAAUCCAAACUUCAACCAGCAUUACAAUACAUUAUGGGGCACAACUCCUGUAGUGCUUACCGUACAUUUGAAAAUUUUGGAAUCUAUUCGUCAAUUUUUGUAG